AUGGUACUUGGUCUAGAUGCGCAAAACCAAGCAGCGUUGUUGAAGGUGGUUAUUCUCGGUCUCAUCGCCGCCGUAGCCAUAGGAAGUCGUCUAUUUAGUAUCGUACGCUAUGAAAGUGUAAUUCACGAGUUUGACCCUUGGUUUAAUUAUCGGACCACGCGACACCUGGUCUCUAACGGGUUUUACGACUUUUGGAAUUGGUUCGAUGAGAGGUCAUGGUACCCGUUGGGUCGGGUGGUUGGAGGAACUGUAUAUCCUGGAAUAAUGGUCACGUCAGCUGUCAUACAUAACAUAUUGCAUGCACUAAAUUUUCCAGUAGACAUCAGAAAUAUAUGUGUGCUAUUAGCGCCAUUAUUUUCCGCGUUCACCGCUGUUGCCGCUUACUUGUUAACAGUGGAAAUUAAAGAUUCUUCUGCUGGAUUAUUGGCGGCUGCUUUUAUCGGCGUUGCACCUGGCUAUAUUUCUCGAUCAGUUGCAGGAUCUUAUGAUAAUGAAGGGAUUGCAAUCUUUCUGUUAGUUUUUACUUUUUAUUUGUGGAUUAAAGCAUUGAAGCUUGGAUCUGCUUUUUGGGGUGCAUGGACCGCAUUAUUUUAUUUUUAUAUGGUUGCUGCUUGGGUACCAUUUGUUGGUUUCAUGCCUACGCGUACAAGUGAACAUAUGGCCGCAUUGGGGAUAUUUGGUUUAUUGCAAAUUUUUGCCUUUGUGGAACUUGUUAGAACUCAUUUGUCGACAACUCAAUUCCAAAUUCUUUUCAGAGGUUUUAUUUUCGUGUCUUUUAUUGCAAUGUUCUCGGCAUUGGUUUUUUUGACUUAUUCUGGAUAUAUUGCUCCUUGGACCGGUCGUUUUUAUUCAUUAUGGGAUACUGGAUACGCCAAGAAGUACAUUCCAAUUAUCGCAUCAGUUUCUGAGCAUCAACCGACUGCUUGGCCUUCUUUUUUCUUUGAUCUCGAAAUGUUGAUAUUUUUAUUCCCCGCUGGAACUUAUUUAUGUUUCCGAGAACUUCGUGAUGAACAUGUUUUCGUAAUCCUGUAUGGAAUUACAGCAUCAUAUUUUGCUGGAGUAAUGGUUCGACUUAUGUUAACAUUAACGCCAAUAGUCUGUGUGACAUCUGCAGUUGCACUCUCUUGGCUGCUAGAUACAUAUCUUGAUGUGUCGACACUUGAAUUCCUUCCUGAAGAACAAGAACGAUCACAAAAUUCUUCAUUUGACAAUAAAGUUCCUGAAAAGUCCGGUAAAAGAGAAAAACACAGUCCCGACAAGACAAAAAAAGGAUCCCAAAAUUCAAGCAGAAUACCUGAUAAAAAGAAAAAGAAAGAAUAUUAUGGAAUACUGGGAAUUGAUACUCGAAUGAUAAUUGGAAUGAAUUUCAUAUUCUUUCUAUGGAUAUUCAUGUGGCAUUGUACAUGGGUCACCUCGACAGCUUAUUCUUCGCCGUCCAUCGUUCUUGCAUCUCGUGGAGCUGAUGGAUCAAAUUAUAUUAUUGAUGAUUUUCGAGAAGCUUACUAUUGGCUUAGAAAAAACACUGAUUAUUCGGCAAAGAUUUUAUCCUGGUGGGAUUAUGGAUAUCAAAUCGCAGGAAUGGCAGACCGAACAGUGUUAGUGGACAACAACACGUGGAAUAAUACUCACAUCGCUACCGUUGGCAGAGCUCUAGCAUCUGAUGAAAAUGUCGCAUAUGAAAUAUUACGUCGACAUGAUGUUGAUUAUGUGCUGAUUAUAUUUGGUGGUUUGUUGGGAUAUUCAGGUGAUGAUAUUAAUAAAUUUCUUUGGAUGAUUCGGAUAGCAGAAGGAGUUUAUCCGGAUGAAGUGAAGGAGAAGAAUUUCUUUAAUGAUCGUGGGGAGUAUCGAGUUGGCGACGAAGCUACACCAACUAUGCGAAAUAGUAUCAUGUAUAAAAUGAGUUAUUACAAUUAUAAUGAACUUUUUGGUGGCCAAGCUACAGAUCGGGUACGUGGCACAAGAUUAUCCCCGGGAAAAAUUAAGAUGCAUACAUUAGAAGAAGCUUAUACAACAGAGAAUUGGAUUGUAAGAAUUUUUAAAGUUAAAGAUCUAGAUAACAUUGGACGUACUUUAGAACAAGCAGCAGGUUUUGAAUUGGGGAAAAAGAGGCGUCGUGGCGCUAAAAAGCGAGUAGGUGGUCGAAGAAAUAAGAGUUCAUGA
Messenger RNA from Ambispora gerdemannii, 2160 nucleotides. The record is from the annotation of a GenBank genome assembly. NCBI's taxonomy places the organism in Eukaryota, Fungi, Glomeromycota, Glomeromycetes, Archaeosporales, Ambisporaceae.